AUGGUUUUGGGCUCCUAUGUCGAAUUAUCGCACCCAGAUAACUCCAUACCAGUGAACCGGUUUGUAACUCCGCUUCAUAUCGUACCUGAAUGGUACUUUUUAGCAUAUUAUGCGGUGUUAAAAGUAAUCCCAUCCAAAACCGGUGGUUUGUUAGUAUUUAUGUCCUCUCUCAUUAACUUAGCUCUUUUAUCUGAAAUUCGAGCUUUGAAUACUCGAAUGUUGAUACGACAACAUUUUAUGACUCGAAAUGUAGUCAGUGGAUGGGUAAUUAUUUGGGUAUACAGUAUGAUCUUGAUUAUUAUUGGUAGUGCUAUUCCACAAGCGACUUAUAUCUUAUAUGGUAGAUUAGCUACUAUCGUAUAUCUUACUACCGGAUUGGUUCUAUGCUUAUACUAA
Messenger RNA from Besnoitia besnoiti, 396 nucleotides. Its product is annotated as cytochrome b. Bases 1 to 396 code for a protein of 131 amino acids. Gene Ontology annotation, molecular function: electron transfer activity. Gene Ontology annotation, cellular component: membrane. The record is from RefSeq and is a predicted model, not a curated record. Lineage: Eukaryota; Apicomplexa; Conoidasida; Eucoccidiorida; Sarcocystidae. Gene Ontology annotation, biological process: mitochondrial electron transport, ubiquinol to cytochrome c. The transcript is spliced from 2 exons.